AUGAAGAAGUUUCGCUCCGGACGGAGAUGGCUCAAGGAAAAGCUACAUCGAACCUGCUCGGAAGUGCCGCAGGAGAGAAAGAUCGUCAUUGGACCACCGACCAACUUUCGCCGCGAGGACAUCACUCUCGGUACUGACGUCGAUGGAAACGCCAUCCUCAUCGAGCGGGCUCGAGAGGAUGCCCAAGCAAUGCACCGAGCAGCCCAAAUGCAGCGUUUGAGCCGCCCUGCUUGA
Capronia epimyces CBS 606.96 is the source of this 234-nucleotide messenger RNA. RefSeq lists its product as uncharacterized. Lineage: Eukaryota; Fungi; Ascomycota; Eurotiomycetes; Chaetothyriales; Herpotrichiellaceae. The record is from RefSeq and is a predicted model, not a curated record. The transcript has 3 exons. The coding region runs from base 1 to 234 and encodes 77 amino acids.